AUGAAGUUAGGAAUCGCCUCGGCAUGGCAAACCACAGCCAUCUUCUUCCUCCUCAGCGGCGCCGCCCAAGCCAGUCUGGGUGACCGACUCCCUGAAUUCAAGGCCUGCGUGAAAGUCUGCGAGAGUUCCAAUUGCGGCGACAAUGCUACUCCGAUACCUUUACACCGUCGGCUCCUCCUUUGGGACUGUCCCUCUGAAUGCGAUUAUACAUGCCAGCAUAUUAUAACUGAGCAACGGCUCGCGCGCGAUCCGCCCUACAUGCAACCCGUCACGCAAUUCCACGGAAAAUGGCCUUUUUACCGCCUCAUGGGUAUGCAGGAACCGUUUAGUGUCCUCUUCUCUCUGUUCAACUUCCUCGCGCACGACUGGGGCAUGUCGCAGCUGCGCGACAAGAUACCGGCAUCGUAUCCACUGCGGAAAUAUUAUCUCUGGUUUGGCUAUGUGGGCCUGGCUAGCUGGACUUUCAGCAUGAUAUUCCACACACGCGACUUUGGGUUGACGGAGAAGUUGGAUUAUUUUGCCGCGGGCGCGAAUGUGCUGUAUGGGCUUUAUUAUGCGCCUAUUCGUGUGUUUAGGUUGGACCGCAAGGAGCCCAGGAAACAGAGCUUGUUGAGGCUGUGGACGGGCCUUUGCAUCUUGUUGUACACACUGCAUGUGUUGUACCUUUCGCUGUGGUCCUGGGAUUACACCUACAACAUGGCCGCCAAUGUUGCCGUCGGCGUAGUGGCAAACUUGCUCUGGAGCGGGUUUAGCUACGUGCAGUACCAGAAGAUUGGACGGACGUGGGCUGUGUGGCCUGGUCUUUGCGUAGCCUGGAUCAUCAUGGCAAUGAGUCUCGAGUUAUUGGAUUUCCCACCGUGGAUGGGCAUGAUUGAUGCGCACAGUUUGUGGCAUCUGGGCACUGUGGUGCCAACGGUUUUAUGGUACAACUUCCUCGUUAGAGAUGCCCAAGAAGAUAUAGCAGGUACGCGCAAGGACGGAUGA
This is a messenger RNA of Pyrenophora tritici-repentis Pt-1C-BFP, 984 nucleotides long. Its product is annotated as PER1, membrane protein. NCBI's taxonomy places the organism in Eukaryota, Fungi, Ascomycota, Dothideomycetes, Pleosporales, Pleosporaceae. Gene Ontology annotation, molecular function: hydrolase activity, acting on ester bonds. The record is from RefSeq and is a predicted model, not a curated record. Gene Ontology annotation, biological process: GPI anchor biosynthetic process. Gene Ontology annotation, cellular component: endoplasmic reticulum membrane.